Epinephelus fuscoguttatus (brown-marbled grouper) is the source of this 7578-nucleotide messenger RNA. It is a transcript of the gene tmem62, whose product is annotated as transmembrane protein 62. The transcript is spliced from 13 exons. Bases 416 to 2353 code for a protein of 645 amino acids. Gene Ontology annotation, molecular function: hydrolase activity. The record is from RefSeq and is a predicted model, not a curated record. NCBI's taxonomy places the organism in Eukaryota, Metazoa, Chordata, Actinopteri, Perciformes, Serranidae.
UCGCGAUGACAGGUGCAGUAGUAUUGCGGUCGAUUGCGGUACCCGGAAAACGGUGUGAGAGUGGGAGCUCUUCCUGCACACACAAUCCCGGUGACGUCCUCACAUCCAACCGGUCUGUGUGCUGUGUUGGUAGCUGGUAGGUAGCUAGCUGCUAGCUAACCUGCCGAGCUACCUCCUCCUCCGCCUCCGAAGGCAGCUGAGCGGAGAUCCGUGAAUGAACCCAAUGCAUCUCCCGUGGCCGCGAUGGCAGCGACAGAAACGGUCUGACAUCUUAGCUAUGUAGCCAAAUGGUUGACAAUAUCUGUAGUUAAUGUUAGUGUGAUUCGUGCCCUUAGCUAUUUCCACCAGUAGCUUAGCUAUUUUCUGUCCGGGACAGACGGCGGCAGCUAGCCCCCUCUCUCGCCACUACAGGAGGAUGCUGAGGCUGUUCGGUGCGCUGGUUAUCCUCGGACUGGCCCUGGCGUGCAUCACCUCCUGGGUGCUGGACAGCUAUGACACGGCUUGGCACCCGAAACGGAGCGUCCAGCACCAGACUGUCGGUGAUGGAGAUGAAGCCAAGGGGAGCUCUCCACCAUUUCCCGGCGGCGAGUUGAGCAAUAUAUUCUGGUUUAUACAGGUGUCUGAUAUUCACAUAAGCCGAUUUCAUGACCCAAGACGCAUUCCUGAUUUUGAGAAGUUCUGCACGGACACAAUUGAAGUGAUCAAGCCAGCUCUGGUGCUUGCAACAGGGGAUCUGACAGACGCCAAAACAGAGAGCAAGGUGGGCUCCCUCCAGCACGAGGUGGAGUGGCAGGCCUACCACAACAUCCUGAAAAGGUCACGUGUGAUGGAGCGCACGAGGUGGAUAGACAUCCGUGGAAAUCAUGAUGCCUUCAAUAUUAUGUCACUGGACAGCAUCAACAAUUAUUACCGGAAAUACUCGGCUAAUCAGAAAGUAGGCUCUUUCCAUUAUGUUCAUAAAACUCCUUUUGGCAACUACUCCUUUGUCUGUGCCGAUGCCACUCUGACUCCAGGACCCAAGAGGCCGUACAAUUUCUUCGGUAUUCUCAACCAGACUCAAAUGGACUUGCUGGACACGUUCAGAGUUGAGAGUCUGAAAAGCAACCAGUCGAUCUGGUUUGGCCACUACACCACCUCCACCGUCGUCUCCCCGUCUCCUGGAGUUCGGGACAUGAUGAGAUCUGCUGUUGCAUAUCUGUGUGGCCACCUGCACACACUGGGCGGCCUGAUGCCCGUCCUCCACAGCCGACACCCCCAAGGCACCCUAGAGCUGGAGCUAGGCGACUGGAUGGAUAACCGCAGGUACAGAGUUCUGGCCUUCGACCACGACAUGCUGAGUUUCACUGACCUGAGGUUUGAGCAGUGGCCCGCGGUGCUCAUCACCAACCCCAAGGACGCACAGUACCUGCACCCCGGAGUGGAGCCACUGGGUCGAAUACGGAGAUCGACACACAUCAGAAUCUUGGCCUUCUCCGAGGCCCCAAUCACAGCGGUGCAUGUGAGCGUAGACGGGGAACCUCUGGGGAAAGGCCACUCCGCCGGAGGUCCUCUGUACGUUCUACUGUGGGAUCCGUCUCUCUACCUCACAGGACUGCACACCAUCAGAGUUAAAGUGGAGGACUCGGCAGGCCGGUCGUCAGUGCGGGAGCAGCACUUUACUCUGGAGGAUGACCUGACUCCCAGCUUUGGGUUCGUGCAGUCCUUCAUCCUCCUCACAGACCACUACAUCCUGGGCCGAGUGGCCUUCAUAUUUAUGAUGCUGCUGAAUGUCGGGGUGCUGCUGGCCUUUAGGUUCCUGCGUGUUCCUGCUGGGAGAGGACUGACCUCUCAAGCGUGUAUGUCGCUUCGUAUGGUCAGCACAACGGACACCUUCUACUACGCUCUGCUGCUGUUCAACCUGUGCACAGCCUUAGGCCCGUGGUUCAUAGGAGAGCUGAUAGAUGGCCAUAGUGGUGCCUGCUUCGCCUUCGGGGUGUUCAUUGACGGACACUUCCUGGAGGGCAGUCUCACUUAUGUUGUUGGAGUCGUUCAACUGCUGUUCUUCAACAUGCCCCUCACCUGCUAUCUCUGCUGGAGCCUCCACCACCGUUGCCGCGGCAACACCUUCCGUUCCCACUUCCUGCGGCCGGGCUGCCGCUGGCGGACUCUGGCGGUUCACUUCUUCAUGCUGCUGCUGCUCACUUGGCAGGCCCACUCCUGCUACUUUCUGCUGGAGACCUACGGCCCCAUGGCCUUUUUCCUGUCUCCGGUCCGCACGUGGGCACUAGGGCUCAGUCUGCUAUUGGUCUACCGCGCCUGGACAGGCCCCGCCCCUCUCUUACGUGACAACAGCAAGAGCGUCUCUCCCUCUUGACAGUAAUUGCACUGUGCCACCACGAUUUCCCCCUUGAGCCUGACUCACAGAUAUAUUUUGCUGUCUCUAUCCACCCUGAAAGCCUCAAUUUUCCCCACACAGCAGCAGCAGCCCUCCCUCCCCCUCCACCCUCCUUUCUUUCUCUCCUCCUUCCAAAAGCCACUUCACAGUACAUCACUCACUAUCCUGUUUAUCAAUAGUAUUGUUUACUCAAUAUGCAUGUUAUUGUAAAGCACCGGUGAGCACAUUCCUGGCCAUAUUCAUAGCAAUGUGUACAGUGUAAAAAAAAACAAAACACUUCGGAUACAUUGGGAGUAAAAUAGCUUAUUUAAGCUAUUUAUUUAAGCUGUAUGAGGACUCGUCCAAUGUAUGCCGCAGUUAAAGGGAUAAUUCAGAUUUUUUAAAAUGAGGUUGUAUAAGGAGAUAAUCCAUAGUCAGUGUGUUAUGUAUAGUAGAUGGUGGUCAGCAUGCUCAAAGUUUGGAGAAGCCAGGAGUGCUGCAACUGAGGCUAAGCAAUGUACUGCUGUGAACAGGGGCAGCAGCGAAACAUAUUUUAGCUACCUUAAAAAAUCAUUAUCCGUUCAAAUGUGUGCUAUAUUUAGAAUAUUUAUAUCAGACAGCCCUUUCUGACAGCAAACUGAAGCAGUUAUCUGUUGCUGUCUUGAGCCCUGUUUCCACCAUACACUUUCAGUAUGGUACCUUUGGAACCAAAAGUAACCCUUCACACAUGGUACCUAGACCCUAGCGUUUCCACCCCAAACAAUACUCUUAGGUUGUUGUCACUCACUGCUCCGUCCAGCACUCACUGUAUUUCCUCAUUACUGGAAGUCUACACCUCGUUUAUCGUCCAGAGAAUGAGGCUGCACACCGACAUUUACAGAACAAAAUAAAGGCAGCAAAACAUCCUUUCAUUUUAUAGUUACAGUUUACUAAUAAAACUCUCCACGGUAUGAACAGUGGUUACAUGAGCCUCUAAACCAGCCACAACUCAGCCCUGAGCAGAGUGACUGUCCUCUAUCGACCAAUCAGCAGACUGCAGUGUUCACAGCUCCACCUUUUAGUACCAGAUCUGUGUGAUAGGUACCCCAACAGAGGGGGGGCCAAAUAUGGGGAUGGUACGGAAUGGUUCCAUUGGUACCAUCCACAACUUUUCACAGUGGAAACAGAAAAAAAGCGAACCGAACUGAACUGAACUGAACUCUGCUGCUCGGUGGAAAUGGGACCAUGAGAAGCAAGUAAUUUUACCUCGCUGAACAUGGGAGUUGUUGGACUACCGCUGCUUUAAUCACUUAGUUUGUUUGUGUUAUUCUGUGACUUUUCUGUGGUUCACAGUUUAGGCUCUUAUUUACCAAAGUCACACAAUAACACAAACUAACCAACUGAGGCAGAGGUUGACCAGCAACUCCGGUGUUCUGCGAGGUAAAAUUACUGUUUUUAUCAAUGGAGUCUGGCUAAGAAGAGGGCGUAGCUUCAGCUUCCAGUCCCCUUUAGAAAAGGCUGUCUGACAGCAUGUUAAAUCAGUGACAGUAUUAUAAAUAUAGCUUACACCUAAACUGAGGUUGAUUGUUUUUGGUGGUUAAAUAUGUUUUGCUGCCGACCCCGUCCACAGUAUUCUGUUGCUUUGCUUCUGUUGUGGUUCUCCUGCCUGCCUCUCCAAACUGGGACAACCACCAUCUGCUGUUGAAAAACACUGACUAUAGAUCAGUACCCCACACGACCCCACUUAAAAAGACUCAAACUGUCCCUCUCACAGUAUAUUCUGCUGUGGUUUAAGCUGACUCAUUUACUUGAGCUUUAGCACUUUUUGGAAGUGUUGCCUUGGCCGAACGCCACUUCACCACUGCCAAAGGAUGAAUAAGAAAGAUUUCACCUUUUAUUCUUCCCUCUGAAAAUCAUUUUCAUUCACUAAUGAAGGCUGGACGUGCCAAACCGAUCCUCGUGUUUACCUUCCGACACUCAAAUUAUGCGGAUGAGAAAGCCUUGUUUGCUGUUCUGUGAGCUUUCCUGACUCCCCGUGGCUGACAGAGCGCGGCCGUUACAGUAUCUCCGGUGAAGAUGACACAGGUAAUGCAACCCAGACGAUCAUAUGUUCACGUUUAUUCUCCAGGAAAUCACAAGAAGGAGAUUUCAAAUCAGUCAAAUACUGUAGUUGAUCUGUGUACAAGUAGUUAACGAUUGAAAGUGUUUUUAAAUAAAAUUCCAUUGCACACGACUGCCACUUAAAAACGUCUCAAUAGUCGCAUUGAAUAGUCAUAUCAGAAACUUCAAUGUCGGUUCUCACCGAAACACAAAAACAAGCCGGCCUGACUCUUCGUGCUCCUACAAACGUGAAUACAGAAAGCAGCUGUUUGUUUCUCAGGAAUGUGAGCACUUGAACAAUAGGCAGUAGUAUUUCAGGACAAUGUUUUAUACUCCAUAGUAGCUCAGUGAACUAAGACACCAUGUUAAACAAUCGAGAUGUGUGGUGGCUAGAAAAAAACAAAAACAAAAUGAAUGUGUUAUAGAUGUGGUGAAAUGAGAUGAGCCAGUACUAUGCUGUUAUUUUCAUUUAUUCCUUCUGAUUGUAUUGAGUGAUUUCUCUUUUUUUCCCCCCUUCAUGUUAUAUAUCUGCACUGGAAAUGGGGCAUUCCCUGCGUUGGAAGUUAUUUUGAUGGUUUUGUGUGUGAAAACGAUGUUCGUCUGUAUUGUUCCAAAUUCCUUUUAUGUGAAGGUGUGAGAGCAGUAAAUUGUGUCCGUUGCACUCUAGUUCAAUCUUUCCUCGUCAGUAGUAGAAGGUGCCUAAAUUCCACAAGAGCAAACUGAUCCAAGAGAAAAAGACAAAUCGUAUGGAAGCCCAUUUAUGUCACUAUGAUAAGUCAUUUUAAUUAGAAACUUUUUUGAGCAUUGUGAGCAUUUAUACUUGUGCAGUGGUGUGUCUGUUUCACUCUGCAGUUACACCUCCAAAACACUUGUCAGUGACGGGGUUUCUGUGAAGUGCUGUAAAGUUUAGUUGAUUCAAAACACACAUUAAACACAGAUUAAACAUGGCUUAAUAGUGACAAUUUCAAACACAAAUACACAAAUCAGCUUCACUAUAACUCACAGCAUCCACAGACAAACACUUGUCUUUAUCUGGACACAUUUUCCCCACAAAUACAACAUGCUAAUGUUUUUAGCACAAGCCUAUGGCAUUUUACAUUGUAAAAACUAACUAAGCAGCUAGCAGACUUUUCCUCUUCUCAUAUAAAACCAGGGAUAACAGCAACAUUUAACAAAGGUAACGUUACAAAAUUCAGCUCCAUUACAACUCACAAGGUUCCCUGACAAAACAACUGUCUUAUACUAAACAUGUUUUCCAAACAAAUACAACAUGCUAAUGUUAUUAGCACAAGCCUAUGGCAUUUUACAUUGUAUAAAUUAGCCCAGCAACAAGGGGAGAUUUCGUCUGCCUGUCUAAAGCCAGGAUAAAUCACACACAGGAUUUAAAAUGCUAUUUUUGUGGAGGCUUUAUUGGCUUCACAAUUUAUUGUUUCUAAUCUGUGAAAUGAAAGUAAAUAAAAGCUUUGUUUCCACUGAGGGAAAUGGUUUCAGCUUACAAAAUAUAGGCUACUGGAGGUCUGCGUCACCGCAACGGGUAGUUACAUUUCCGGGGAGCUGCAAGUCAGGCUUAGUACCUAAAAAUAACGACUAAGUAUCUCAAAAAAAAAGUGAAGCUUUCUCAAAAUAAUGACUUAUUUUAAAAAAUUGUGAUGUAAAGUAUCUCAGUAUACUGACUUACUUAAAAAAGUGAGUUAGGGUCUCAAAAUAAUGGGAGAUUUUCUCAAAAUUACGUAGUAUCUAAAAAUAAAGACUUAUUAAAAAAGUGACCCAGUAUCCCAAAAUAACACCUUAGUUUGCCAAAAGUACUAGAUGUAGUAUCUCAAAAAGAUUUUGAAGCUUACUGAAAGUAAUAACUUAUUUUAAAAUAAUGACUUAGUAUCUCAAAACACUGAGAAAUUUUCUCAAAAGGAGUUAGUAUCUCAAAAAAUGGCUUAGUAUCUCCAAAAAAUAUGAAGCUUUAGUAUCUCAAAACUAUUAGAAGCUCACACAAAAGAUGACCUAGUAUCUCAAAAUAACGACUUAGAACGCCAAAAGUAGUAUAUAUAGAAUAUAAAAAAAAUAGAAGCUUACUGAAGAUAUUUUUAUUUUAAAAAAUGAGUUACUAUCCUGAAAUACUGACUCUCUAAAAAAAUGAGUUAAUAUCUCAAAAUAAUGAAAACUCUUCUCUAAAUGAGAUAGUAUCUAAAAAAAAAGACUUCAUAAUGCAAAAAAAUGUGAAGCUUUUCUCUAAAUAAUGAGGCAGCAUUUCAAAAUAGUGAUUUAGUGUCUAGAAAUUUGGACUUAAUAAUGAGAAACGCUACUAAGUCACUUUUUUUUAUUAAGUCAUUAUUUUUGAGAUACCCAUUUUAGAAGAUUUUGAGUCAUUAUUUUGAAAAAGUAUGUUAUUAUUUAGAGGUAAGUUAUUAUUUUGAGAAAGUUUCUCAUCAUAAGGACUUACACAAUCUUUUUGUUUCAUCACAUUGGCACAAAUGGGCUUCCAUCGUAUACUGUGUCUAAUUUCGUCCUUUCCACUCAGUAACAGCAGGUACCUGGAUUCCACAAGAACAAACUGAUCUAAAUAAAAUAAAAAUAGGGUGAAGACCACAUUUAUCAAGUCUUUUAAUAGCAGCAAUGUUCUAACAGAGAUCCCAGUAUGUUUUUAAACCAUUCCCAGUGUGAGUGCAGAUCAGUUCUCAGUGCUGUGAUAAGACAGUUUAAUAUUAGAGCAGCUGCGAGACACUGAGGAAACUGAAUUAUGUGCUCUCCUGCUGACAGUGGUUUAAUAAGCUCUUCUCUCCUCUCUGCAUAGACAAGUCUUUUUGUACCACCAAAUGUAUAAUUCCUGCAUACAGACAGAUAUUAAACAUUUAUAGACUUUUGUUAUUGGAGAGUUAUUCUCCAAUGAUGCUCAGUACCUCUUAUAAGAUCUGUAAUCUGUCCACAAGGAGGCGCUGUUGUGUUGCGUUUUACUUCCAUCCUCCAAAUUAUGCAUGGAGCUGUUUUUUAUUACUUUUGCAGAAGAAGCACCAAAACCAUACCAUGAUGAGACAUUUUUGAUAGGUUAUUAAUGCUCAAUGAUUAUGUUCUAUAUGAAUCUGGUUGUGAUUGUUCUGUACUGUAACACUGAUUUGACUGUUGACACGACAAACAGACCUGGACUCCACCAC